AUCAGCUGUUUCUUCUCGCAGAGAAAGAAAACAUUGACGUGUAGCUGGCAAAUUACAUUUUAACUAAUUUUAAUUUCAAUUACAGAAAAUUUUCACAAAUCACUUGAACACAAUUGUAAAUUUAAUAAAUAAAACAAGUUAUAAAAAUGGGCAGUAAACUCUUUAACAAAAUACUGCUAAUUGCUGGCUUUGCUAGCUUAGCGCAUGCCGCUUUUUCUGCCGCACACCAUCGGACCUAUUUGCGACUCACGGAACAGGAGUGGACCAGUCUGCCUCUAGAUAUCAUACUGCAAACGGUGAUCAGUUUGGUGGUUGUUGUCUAUAAUAUUAUCCAAAUCGUGGGCAACUUCAAGGAGAUUCGCGCCACUGUGGACAUGCAGCAGAGGACUUGGGAUACUCUUGGCAACUUUCCAUCCUUCUACACAUUCAAUCAUCGCGGUCGCGCUUUGAGUCCCGGCUAUAAGCCGCCCCGGCUAAACGAUCCCGAUGCACAACAAUAGUUGUAUUAACUAAAUAUUCAUGAAUAGCCGGUUUAAAUGUCUAGAUUAAUGCCAUUUUUUCAUAAAUUAUGCUAAACCAACUU
Molecule: messenger RNA, 583 nt
Organism: Drosophila hydei
Lineage: Eukaryota; Metazoa; Arthropoda; Insecta; Diptera; Drosophilidae
Gene: EMC5
Product: membrane magnesium transporter 1
Exons: 3
Coding region: 147-500 (117 amino acids)
Cellular component (GO): Golgi apparatus; early endosome; plasma membrane
Source: RefSeq, a predicted model, not a curated record